UGGAAACCUCCGCGCUCCCAGAGGGAGGCAGGAGGGCCCCGCCGGGGGCAGGAGCAGCAGCGGGGCUGUGGCCGAUCAGGGCUCCGAGCUCUGCUCGGGGGCUGCAGCAGCCUCGGCUCCAAUCCGAGUCCCAGCGGCGCCCCAGGAGCCGCGUUAAAGCAGGAGGGGGGGAGCUGCGGGACUUGGGUCACCGAGACACAGAGCCCGUGCUGGGCACCUACAGCUGCCACCACACAUAUUCUCCUGCCCUUCCUCCCCGUUCUUCAGGACCCUUUUGCUCCAUGGGGAACCCACCCUGCCGGUCCAGCCUUGCCCAGCUCGGAAGGGACUGGAGAAGAUGAAAGCCGAGCCCAGUUGCACAUGGGGUGGGGGAGCGCCAGGGACAGGGACAGCCCGCAGAGAGCCCCGCGGGGCCUCUUCAAACACCUCGUGUGCGCUAAUUGGCUUCAUUCGAGCAGCCAGCGAUGGCAUCAGCCGCCUUCUGCUGGGCUGGGGACAGCACUAAUGAGCCGGGGAACGGCGGCCUCGGGACGGCCCUAGAGGGGGAGAUCAGAGCCCGUACGUGCGGUGGGAGUGUGUGUGGUGUCGACUGAACAAGAGCACAAGCUUAAUUACCCUGAUUAAUUAGAGCCCGCCGCUUUUACCCAUGUCUGGAGCUGUGACCGCACCGGUGCGCGGCUCCUCGACAGCCACGGAGGUACCGCAGUCCCCCGAGGUGCCCCCCGGGCUGGACACACCCGCAAAAAGACAAGUGGUGGUCCCUGGAUCCCACCGAGAGGCUCAUUCGGAGCUCAGACCCUCCGGGGAGGUGCUCGGAGGCUGGACCCCACAGAGACGGACUGCGAGUCCCCCCGGGCAGGAGAGCGCGUUUCCGCCGCUGCUCCCCGGCCCUUUCUGUCCCUUUUUGGCCACCGUUAGCCCGGCCCACGGGGGCGGAGCCCCAGCCUACCCCGGAAGGGCCCGAGCGGGACCACGUGGUGCGGGACCACGUGUCGGCAGCGUCAUGGCGUCGGCGCCCAAGAGGUUCAAGGCGGCGGUCGAGAGCGGCGCCCAGGGGAAGAGUAGCGCCGACCCCCUCUCCGGGUUCCUGGCGUGGUGCGGGCGGGCUGGGGUGGAGCUGAACCCCAAGGUCCGCCUGAGCAGGGAGGGCGCGGUGGCGGGGUACGGGAUGCUGGCCGCCGAGGAGCUGGAGGCGGGAGAGGUGCUGUUCACCAUCCCUCGCACGGCGCUGCUGUCCCAGCACACCACCUCCAUCCACGCACUCCUGCAGGAAGCCCAGGAGUCGCUGCAGAGCCAGUCUGGUUGGGUCCCUCUCCUGCUGGCCUUGCUCCACGAGUACACAGCCAGCAGCUCCCACUGGCAGCCGUAUUUCUCCCUCUGGCAGGACUUCCGGAGCCUGGACCACCCCAUGUUCUGGCCUCAAGAAGAGCGAACAAGGCUCCUGCAGGGCACAGGCAUCCCAGAAGCUGUGGACAAGGAUCUAGCUAACAUCCAGCUGGAGUACAACUCCAUCAUCCUGCCUUUCAUGGAGACCCACCCCGACAUCUUUGACCCCAAACUGCACACUCUGGAGUUGUACAAGGAGCUGGUGGCAUUUGUCAUGGCUUACAGCUUUCAGGAACCUUUGGAGGAGGAAGAAGAGGAUGAGAAGGGGCCAAAUCCUCCCAUGAUGGUGCCUGUAGCAGAUAUUUUGAAUCAUGUGGCCAAUCACAAUGCCAACCUGGAAUACUCUCCUCAAUGUCUGAGGAUGGUAACAACACAGCCCGUGAAGAAAGGACAGGAGAUCUUCAACACGUACGGGCAGAUGGCCAACUGGCAGCUGCUGCACAUGUACGGCUUCGCAGAGCCCUACCCCGGCAACAGCCACGACACAGCCGACAUCCAGAUGGUGACACUGCGCAGGGCGGCGCUGCAGCGCGCCAAAAGUGAAGCGCAGCGGCAGCUGGUCUCAGAGCAGUGGGACUUCUUGUGCCAGCUGGAGAUGGUGGGGGAGGAAGGUGCCUUUGUGCUUGGCUGGGAUGAAGUGCUGACAGAGGAAGAGCUGUCCAUGACUCUCAAGGUGCUCUGCAUGUCAGAAGAAGAAUUCAAGGAGUAUAAGGAGCAAGAUGGCUGGGAAGACGACAGUGAUGAAGAGGAAAACUCUACCCUUUCAAAUGAGGCACUCUCCAGGCUUAAAACCCCUUGCAAGAAGCUCCUUUAUGACAGUGUGCUGCUGACCCUGGAGUCCUACGGGGCAGACCUGAAAGCAGAGCAGGACUUGCUAAACAACAAGGAGGCUUACAAGAAACUGAGUCGAAGGGAGCAGCAAGCGCUGCACGUGCGCUAUGGACAGAAGAGGAUCUUGCAUCAGCUGCUAGAGCUGGUACAAUAGAAACCCCAGUGCCCCUGGCUGGGGCUGAUCCUGAGGGAAAGGUCAGCCUCUGGCCAUCUCUUCUCCAGCAGAGAGCACAGAUGGCAAGACUGACUGCAGGUCCACUUGUCCUUCAUACAGCACAUGGAUUUUUAGCUACCUCUACAUAAAGAAGUAUCUUCACAGCACAAAGGUGGUUUUGAGUGGCCUUAUUGUACCAUGAGAGCUCUGGAGCACAAAUACCACCUUUUUCCAAAGGUUAAGAAACCCUAGCCAUCCUAAUGUCUGUUUUAGGAAGGCAGACAUACACUGCCAGAACAGCAGAGGUUUCCCUCAUUCAGCAUCAGAAGUUUAUGGCAAGACCUGCUCCGUGUCCAGAUUAAGAGGGCAGAAAUCCAGCUGGUAGCUCUUACCUUAGAGCAGUUCAGAGUAAACAUCUGGCAGGUGGACCUGCUGACAACACUAAACUCUUCACCUGUACAUAUUUUAUGUUGAACAUGUUCAAGAGUACAAGCCCAUCUAGCUGGUCUUCAUGUAGGCUCAGUAUAACAAAUAUUUCCUUUUAUUUUCACAAAAGGUAUUUCUGUGUGGGCUUGAGACUACUCUGGAGGAGCACUGUCACAGUUCCACAGCUGCUGCAGGCUGAGCAUUUGAUAUACACCCUCUGCUUGAUGCAGUUCUACCCUGAACUCACUUUGGUUUUGCAUGACAAAACACUGAUGGUUGACAGGCCAAGCUCUAUUUAAUACAAAUGAGUUUUGUUUCCCAGCCCAUGCUCUCUACUUCAACAGCGUGUGAAGCCCCAUCUGAGAGCAAGGGGAUUGCUGCUGCAGUUUUAAGUAUUGCAGACAAGCAAAACACACACUGCACUCAUGACAAAGCUCAGCUACAGCCCUGCCUGCAGUGCUUGGGGACAGGGUGGUGUAACAGUACUGAGGGGAGUUUGUUCUGGUUUCCCAGAUAGGACAAUAGUGAAUUGGAGCAGGAUCUCACACAGCUGCCACUAUCCUUCAUAGAGACAUUGUUAAAACUGGUAUUUUGGUAUCCUGUGUCUCCAAAGUAAUCAUAUUGGAAAAUAUACCUGUCAGAGGAGUAUUACAUUUUGUAUCUUGGUUAAAGUUUGGGGGUUUGGGUUAAAACUUGUAUUUUAGAUAUGCACAAACUUGGUGAUGACCAAAGCAUAUAAAAGGUUUGAACUAUAACAAGACUUAGUUAUACCUGCUGUUUGUAAUUGUUUGCCUGCAUGGGCAUUGGAAGUUCCACCUCAUUGGAGAAGGGCAUUUUGAGAACUUCACUUUUAAAAAUGUAUUUUUGGACCAUGGGGAAAGUUUGGAGAGGAUUCACUUACUAAGAAGAAAUUGAUUAUGUGGUGGCCUUUUAAUCUAUUAGAGAAUUGGGAAAAAGGCCUCAGAAUGGAUCCUGCAAUUAAUGUUACUUUGUUUCCAGGAAGGAAAAUGGGGCAAAGUGUCAGAUGUUGAUCUGUUCUUUGCAUUGCAGAAUAAUGAUAAGGCUUGGAAGGAAUGUGGGUUGAUGACAGCAGACUCUCAUGUUUUAGCACUAGAGAAAUAAAAAGGAAGUGUAAUGAAGAGAAUGAGGUGAAGAAGAGAAAGGAAAGAAAAGGGGACAAGAGAUCAGAGAAGGGAUGGUAAAUGUGGCUGAUAGCUGUGAUAGUUGGAAGGGCAGGAGGUAAUGUAAGGAAAUCAGAUUUCAACUGCUAAAUUCCCAUCUAGUAGGAGAAAUUCAAAGUAGUUACUGUAAGCAGAACAGGCACUGGAAACAAAUGCCCACAGAACCCAGGGCAGAACUCAGGGCACAGAUUAUCCUCAAAGAUGGGAGGCUCCACAAGUAGGAAGACUGCUUACUCUCAUUUGGGAUUUAGACUGAGAGGUCCACAGAAUCCCCAACAGAACUCCAUGUCACAGUAAAUUUGGGGAUUGAAAAGGUAGAAUAUCUAAUAGAGGAGCAACUAAGAUGUAAAUAAGCCUUCAGUAAACAAAGGACAUCUAUAGCUGGAGCCAUAGGAAAAAAGGAAAUAAAGCCAUUCUUCCAGCCACUCAAAUUUGGAAUUGGAAAGAGUUUUAUAAAAUUUCUGUACAUAUCCAAAUGCCCAAUGCCAUUAUUAGGAAGAGAAAUAAGUAAAUUAAAUGCAAAAAGAACCUUUGAAAAAGGACAGAUCCAAGUACAUAAACCAGAAGAAAAAGCCCUGGGGGCAUAAGUUUUUAUGUUACAGGAUCAAAAAGACCCAGAGAGGAAGAAAUACCCAUAAAAACAGAAGAUGGGGUGACUCCUCUCAUGUAGGUGACUGGUAAUCCUGCAAGAUCACAAGAAGCAAAGCUGGUAACAACCCAAUUAAAACCAGGCACGAAAUGGGUAAGAUGAAAACAACACCCUGUUAAACUGGAAGCUAGAAAAGGGCUAGAGCCAAACACUGAAAGAUUUAUUAGCUUUGGGUUGCUUCAGGAAUGGCAGUCAGUUUAAUACCCCAAUUCUACCCAUUAAGAAACCACACUCAGAUGAGUAUCAGCUAGUCCAAGAUUUAAGAGCCAUAAAGCUUGCACACAAGAUGUGCAUCAACCACAUAAAAGACACUGGUCAGUGGUUUACAUCAUUAGACUUAAAAGAUAUUCCCUUAAAAAAGAUAUCCUUUUGUAUCCCACUGGAUGCCAGAAUUCAGGAGCUGUUUGCAUUUGAAGGGGAGAAUCCUCAAACAGGGGGCUGCCAAUUAUGCUGUACUGUUUUAUCACAGGGAUUUAAGAACAGACAUACCAUUUCUGGAAAACAAUGUAGAACUGUGUGUCCUUGGGACUGGAAUGGGAGGCAUAGUAAAAAGUAUACUGAAGAAGAAAUGAGAACUGUAUCCACAGUUCCAACUUCAAAAGGCUGUUUCAGUACAGCUACUGACCUGGCAAAGAAAUGCCAUGGAAUUGUAGGACCUAGCCACAGCCUACUCCUUGACACAGAGGUGACUAAUGCCGGGAACAGAAAGAGAGAGAAUUCCCUCUGAGCUGCCAGCCACUGGCACAGCUGGCUCAGUGAUCCCUCAGAGCUGUUUCUUCCUCUAUACAGCAAAUGCAAAGCCAGGUAUGAAACCCCUUAAACCUGAGUAGAAAAUCCUGACCUCUCUGCUCACACCACAGCAGUCAACUAAAGCAGCUGGCUUUAACAAGCUGAUGUUAUGUAAAAAGAAAGAAGUGAAGCUCUAUUUCCUAGCAUCUGCUAGGUUAAAGGACCUUGCAGUAUUAACAACACUGAAGCUGCCUCCCCUUCCAACAGCUAACCACAACCUUGGGCAGAUUCCUGCUGCAAGGAGAUCACAGCAGGGUGGAAGGCACUAGAAAUUAAACUGACGGGCUGUCUACACUCCAUUAUACCUCCAGUGCAGUCUCCUGUCUGAGACAAAUUCCUGUCAGUGCAAACUCCUGUCUGAGCUUGCAACCAAGCCACUUCUAUUUUCACACAACUGCCCCUUCUGAUGCACUUCAAAGCAAGACCCUGUCCAGUCAUUACAUCUGCACACUGACCUCAUGCUAGAGAACAAACCCAGCUGCUUCCAACAGGCAGUGCCCAAAACACAUUGGAAAACUGCAGGUUUUGGAUGGGUAGAACAGGCUUUGGAAGACACCAACUGGCCAGGACAGAACUGGAGAGAAUAAGCACAGUGGCACGUGCUGCAUGUCAUGACUUUAAUGUGUAACUACAGUAUGCAUACAUACAAGAGUGGGAGAACUAAAGCCCAAGAACUAGAAAGGCUACAAAAUACAACACAUGGACCAAUACUUUACAAAACAUUGAAAAUCCUUACAAAAUGGGCUGUAUUGGUCCUUUGGGUUUUUUGUUUUGUUAAAUUUUUUCUUUUUUUUUCAUUUUUUUUAGGUUUUUUUUACAAACUUAUACUGUGUGGUCACAGGGGAGGGUGGGAAAAGGUCUAGAUUUAACCCCUCAUCUUCCAAAAUUUACAACUGUCCAAAAAAAAAAAAAA
Messenger RNA from Motacilla alba alba, 6329 nucleotides. It is a transcript of the gene SETD6, whose product is annotated as SET domain containing 6, protein lysine methyltransferase. Gene Ontology annotation, biological process: peptidyl-lysine monomethylation. The record is from RefSeq and is a predicted model, not a curated record. The transcript has 9 exons. Gene Ontology annotation, cellular component: nucleus. The coding region runs from base 647 to 2371 and encodes 574 amino acids. Lineage: Eukaryota; Metazoa; Chordata; Aves; Passeriformes; Motacillidae. Gene Ontology annotation, molecular function: protein binding; protein-lysine N-methyltransferase activity.